Lasiosphaeria miniovina is the source of this 759-nucleotide messenger RNA. RefSeq names its product polysaccharide lyase family 7 protein. Bases 1 to 759 code for a protein of 252 amino acids. The transcript is spliced from 2 exons. NCBI's taxonomy places the organism in Eukaryota, Fungi, Ascomycota, Sordariomycetes, Sordariales, Lasiosphaeriaceae. The record is from RefSeq and is a predicted model, not a curated record.
AUGGGCCUAACAAAGCUGCUGUUCAGUUGCCUCCGCCCCCGUUUCAUCCUCGUGCUCGCCUCGUCGCUGAGCCUGGCCGCCGCGCUCAACCCGGCGUGCGCGCCCGGCGGCAACUUCGACCUGAGCAAGUUCACGCUGCAGCUGCCCAGCGGCUCGCCGGGGAAGCCAGACACGAUCACAGGCGCCAAGCUGUCGGGAUGCUCCGGCUUCCAGAACAAGGACUUCUUCUUCACCGGCCCCGACGGAUCGCUGCAGAUGAAGGUCCCCGGCGACACGAGCACCGGCUGCGUCACCACGCCCAACAGCAAGCACUGCCGGACGGAGCUGCGCGAGCAGGACCCCGUCAGCUGGGACCCGAACGGGGCGACCAACGUGCUCAGCGCGAACCUGACGGUGGUGAGCGCGGGCGGCUCGACGUGCAUCGGGCAGAUCCACAUCGACGACACCGUCUCGCACAAGCCGGUCGCCGAGCUGUUCAUCGACGACGGCGGCAAGCUGACGGUGGGCAUGGAGCAGACGCGCGCCGGCGGCAACGAGAAGUCGUUUGACAUUGGCAGCGUUACUCUCGGCCAGCCCUUUUCGUACGAGAUCCACUACGAGAAGAACGUUUUCUCUGUUGUGCUCAACGGCGCCAAGCCGGUCGUCGUCACCACCUUCAGCCUCAACGCUCCCAAGAGCUACUUCAAGGUCGGCAACUACCUGCAGGCGAGUAAGCCGUCGGUCGUCAAUUUUUUCAGUAUCGAUAUUCAGCAUGCGUGA